Ambispora leptoticha is the source of this 462-nucleotide messenger RNA. Lineage: Eukaryota; Fungi; Glomeromycota; Glomeromycetes; Archaeosporales; Ambisporaceae. The record is from the annotation of a GenBank genome assembly.
UUUGGACCAGUUGCAAAAUUAUCGACAGCCAAACCAUUCUUAUUAUCGACGGAUUUUGAAGAAUAUUUAAUUCAAAAGCAAAUAAAUGCAAAAAUCGAACUAGUCAAAGGUAUAAUAUAUCAAUUGGAAUUAUGCCUGUUGGUCGCUAUCCAACAUAUUGAUAUGAGGCAAACCCCUACAUUCAACUUUUGCAUGGUCUACGAAGAAUACAAGAAUUUCAUGAAUGAUCUUGCAGUUAAAGGAAAAAAUAUGAGAAUGCGUAAAUGGGACGCCGCUCUAAAAUCCUUUGAGCAUUUAAUGUUAAUGGAACUUAUCACUCCUAUGGAAGGUGUGAUGAAGAGUCGAAAAGAAUAUAGAAUGAUGCGAGUAUUGUUAGAGCCUAAUGAAAUCUUUGAUGCUGUAUCAAACCACAAAGGUUGUCCACUUGUUAUAAAAAAUUGGAGUCAGUCAUCAAGAUUAUAG